AUGCCUCCCAAGCCUGCUGAGAAGAAGCCCCCGUCGACUGCCGGCAAGGCCCCGGCCUCGGCUGGUAAGGCCCCGACUGAGGGUGCCAAGAAGACCUCGAAGGCCCCUUCGAAGUCGUCGGACAAGAAGAAGUCGAGCAAGGUCCGCAAGGAGACCUACUCGACCUACAUUUACCGUGUGCUCAAGCAGGUGCACCCGGACACUGGUAUCUCGAACAAGGCCAUGGCUAUCCUCAACUCGUUCGUGCAGGACAUUUUCGAGCGCAUCGCCACCGAGGCCUCGAAGCUCGCCAGCUACAACAAGAAGAGCACCAUUUCGUCGCGUGAGAUCCAGACUGCUGUUCGUCUGAUUCUCCCCGGUGAGCUGUCCAAGCAUGCCAUUGCCGAGGCUACUCGCUCGGUCACCAAGUUCUCGUCGACGUAA
Molecule: messenger RNA, 423 nt
Organism: Malassezia pachydermatis
Lineage: Eukaryota; Fungi; Basidiomycota; Malasseziomycetes; Malasseziales; Malasseziaceae
Product: histone h2b
Exons: 1
Coding region: 1-423 (140 amino acids)
Biological process (GO): nucleosome assembly
Cellular component (GO): nucleosome
Molecular function (GO): protein heterodimerization activity; DNA binding; structural constituent of chromatin
Source: RefSeq, a predicted model, not a curated record